AUGACCGACUCCAUGGACCUAUCAGAAGACAUAGCAAUCCAGCUCCCUCUUGUACAACAAGAAGCCGAACCAUCAUUCAACCGCUCUAUGGACCUCCCAAACGAAAUCCGAGCCAAAAUCUGGAAAUACAGUUUACCCGAACCACGUAUCAUCCACAUGUCAUCAACGAGCACACGGGCACAGAUCCAUCAAUUUCUCAACCGUCCCGACACAUGGGGACAGUUCAAUUUGCAAUUCUGUUUCUACGAAAAUGGGGAUGACCUCUACCGAGGAGACAAGACUCAGCCCGAGAAAUCGCCCCUUCGAUGUGCCUCAUAUACUUCCAGCAUCGAGUAUCGUCCAUUGUGGAAGCCACCGGGAAAUGAUGGGAGAUAUGAGGUAGUUGAAGGCUCUGGACUCUUGAUCUCUGAUAGAGGUAAUGGCUAUCAUUCGGAAGAUCCCGAUAUUAACGAGAAUCUCGUCGUCUUAGAAGUUGACAGUGCAAGGAAUGCUCUUGUGCGUAUUGAGGAACCGGGAGAUCUCCCUGCAGAUAAGGAGAAGAAUAUUGCAAGCAAAGAUAUGUGGAAUUUCAUUACCCAGUGCUGCCCACAGAUUUCCAGUAUCCAAUAUAUCCUUCUUGGUGAAAGAAACACUGCAAUCUACUUAUUUCAGCUCAAUUGGCACAAUCAUAGCAAUGUACCUGGGCGAAAGGAUGGAUGGGAAACAAACGAGCAUCAUCUCUUACCACUCUAUCCUUCUGUCCGGAGGAUUAUCAUGAGCCCGGUUGAUGCACCAAUACACAAUCAUCAAUUCUGGCAUGGAUUAGAAUUUCAAGUAUGUGCUUUAGGGGAUGCUGUAGGUCUGAAUGGCUCCGCAAUUGCCCGAGACCAUGAACACGCAGAAGUAUUCAUGGGUAAAGAUUUUUUCGACGUAGAAUCCGAAGGUGAAAUACCAUUUGAGUUUACCAGUGGAAAAGUCUUACCGUCUUCUUCGUCUUCGUCUCUACCUUUAUAUCCAGAAAAACGCGGGUCUGAAAACUCCAUUUCCCAAAACCAGGGACAAAAAGUCAAAGCCCCAAUGAGAGGAGAUGGGAGAUGCUUUCUUCAUCUAGAGAAGGGUGUUUAUAUCCACUGGGAUCCCAGGGGAGCACCCAUUCAAGUCACUCGAAAUGUUUAUGCCGGCGUUCAAAAACUUUUUGAAAGGGCCGGCAAGAUCAUCUUUACUAUGAAGCCCAUCUUGGACAUGGACCCUAUCUUGGAUGUGACGCCUUGGCAGUCAGUCUAA
This is a messenger RNA of Botrytis fragariae, 1263 nucleotides long. RefSeq lists its product as uncharacterized. The record is from RefSeq and is a predicted model, not a curated record. NCBI's taxonomy places the organism in Eukaryota, Fungi, Ascomycota, Leotiomycetes, Helotiales, Sclerotiniaceae. The transcript is spliced from 3 exons. The coding region runs from base 1 to 1263 and encodes 420 amino acids.